Molecule: messenger RNA, 1914 nt
Organism: Arabis nemorensis
Lineage: Eukaryota; Viridiplantae; Streptophyta; Magnoliopsida; Brassicales; Brassicaceae
Source: the annotation of a GenBank genome assembly
AUGACGUUGGUGUUUCGGAAAUGGAGUGGAAAAGCGUUGAGAUUUAUACAGCCUCGUUUCUCUGAGAAAGGUACUUUGAGAACUUGUUUAUUCUACAGUCCAUACGAAUUCUUGUCUUGCUGCGAAAGAGACUUCUCUUCUGGUCUGAGUGAUAGAAAUCUCUCUUAUAGAGAGAGAUUGAGAAGUGGGCUUGUCGAUAUUAAGAAAGAUGAUGCUGUUGAUUUGUUCCAAGAAAUGCUUCGCUCUCGUCCUCUUCCCACUGUCAUAGAUUUCAAUAUGUUGUUUGGUGCCAUUGCCAAAACAAAACAGUAUGAUCUUGUUUUAGCUCUCUGCAACCAAAUGGAGUCUAAAGGUAUUGCGUAUGACAUCUACAGUCUUAAUAUUGUGAUCAAUUGCUUUUGCCGGCGCCGGAAACUCGGUUUUGCUUUUUCAGUUAUGGGAAAGAUCAUGAAACUUGGGUUUGAGCUUAACACAAUCACGUUUUCAACUUUGAUAAACGGAUUGUGUCUCCAAGGUAGAGUUUCUGAAGCUGUCGGGUUAGUUGAUCGAAUGGUAGAAACGAGACUCAAACCCGAUCUCAUAUUGCUUAACACUCUGAUCAAUGGACUUUGUCUCAAAGGUAGAGUGUCUGAAGCGGUAGAUUUAAUCGAUCGAAUGGUGGAAAAUGGCCAUCAACCGGAUGCAAGUACCUAUGGUCCGAUUUUAAACAGAACAUGCAAGUCGGGGAACACUGCCUUGGCUUUGGAUUUGCUCAGAAAGAUGGAAAAAAGAAAGAUCAAGCUCGGAGUAGUCCCAUACAGUAUCGUUGUUGAUGGUCUCUGCAAAGAUGGGAGAGUGGACGAUGCACUCAACCUUUUCAAUGAUAUGGAAAUGAAUGGGAUCAAAGCAGAUGUCAUUACCUACAACACUCUCAUAGGAGGCAUUUGUAACGCCGGUAGAUGGAAUGAUGGUGCACAGCUGCUGACGGAUAUGAUCUCAAGGAAAAUCAUCCCGGACGUCGUCACUUUUAAUUUAUUGAUUGAUAGUUUUGUGAAAGAAGAGAAGCUUCUAGAGGCUAAAGAAUUGUACAAUGAGAUGGUUAGAAGAGGUAUAACUCCUGAUACUUUUACAUAUAGUUCUUUGAUAGAUGGCUUUUGCAAGGAGAACCGCCUGGAUGAGGCCAAUCAGAUACUGGAUCUGAUGGUUAGCAAGGGAUGUGAUCCUGAUAUCGUGGCUUAUAAUACCCUUAUAAACGGAUAUUGUAAGGCUAAGCUGGUUGACGAUGGUAUGAGACUUUUCCGAGAGAUUUCUUUGAGAGGGCUGGUUGCCAACACAAUUACUUAUAGCACUCUCAUGCAAGGGUUUUGUCAAUCGGGAAAACUUAAGGUUGCCCAAGAACUUUUCCAGGAGAUGGUUUCACGUGGUGUGCCGCCCAGUGUCGUUACUUAUGGUAUUUUGCUAGAUGGGUUGUGUGACAAUGGAGAGAUAGAAAAAGCAUUGGAAAUAUUUGAAAAAAUGCAAAAGAGUAAGAUGGAUCUUGGUAUUGGUAUCUACAGUAUCAUCAUUCACGGGAUGUGCAAUGCUGGUAAGGUGGAUGAAGCAUGGGAUAUAUUCAGUAGUCUAACUCUUAGAGGAGUGAAGCCCGAUGUUAAGGCAUACACCACAAUGAUUUCAGGAUUGUGUAAGAAAUGCUCACUGUCUGAAGUAGACCUGUUGUUCAGAAGAAUGAAAGAGGAUGGGUAUGUGCCAGAUGACUGUACGUACAACACACUCAUCAGGGGACAUCUCCGAGGUAGGGACGUUAUUAAGUCAGCUGAACUGAUCGAAGAAAUGAAGAGGCGUGGGUUGUGUGCAGAUGCUUUUACUAUGAAGAUGGUUAUGGAUAUGUUAUCGGAUGGUAGAUUGGAGAAAAGCUUUUUGGAUAUGCUUUCUUAG